AAAAAAGCAAACCAGAUGGACUGGGGUUGGGGAGAGGGUGUCUGGUGAAUGGUUGGUUUUUAUUCCUCUCCUUGUUUGUGGAGAGGAGAGAAAGAACCCCCUUUCUCUCUCUACAAUUUCAACAUCUAUUCUUCAUUUUCUCUCUCUCUCUCCCUCUCUCUCUUUCUCUCUCUCCCUCCCUGCUUCCCAAUCAAUCUGCCACCGUUGCCCAACCCAGACCUUUUGUAUAAUCGUAUCAACUCCUCAACUCCUUUCAAAUUGGUGUGAUCACACCCAAUCAGAAGAAAAAGAAGAAGAAGAGGGGGUUUGGAUUUUGGUUCUGGGUUUGGUUUUGGUUUUUUCUGCCUUUGGGUAAUGGGAAUUCCGGCUGCUGAAAAGUGAUGGGAACUGGAUGGAAUUCGAUGCCGGAAUUCCGAUGCCUAGAGGGCAAGUGACCGAGGGAUCCUCCCUCUCGCCCUCGCUCAAUCAAGAUGCAAUGUGGCAAAUGAACUUGAGAUCGAGUGAAACAAUGGAGUCUGGACCUUAUCCCGAGCGUCCGGGAGAACCAGACUGUUCUUACUACAUCAGGACAGGAUUAUGUAGAUUUGGGAUAACUUGCCGGUUUAAUCAUCCUCCCAAUAGAAAACUGGCUAUUGCCACUGCAAGGAUGAAAGGAGAGUUCCCGGAGAGAAUGGGACAGCCAGAAUGUCAGUACUACUUGAAGACAGGAACUUGCAAGUUUGGAGCCACAUGCAAGUUUCAUCAUCCUAGAGACAAGGCUGGAAUUGCUGGAAGAGUUUCUUUAAAUAUUUUAGGCUAUCCACUGCGGCCGGAUGAGAUUGACUGUGCUUAUUAUUUAAGAACUGGACAGUGCAAGUUUGGAAGUACAUGUAAAUUUCACCAUCCUCAACCAUCUAGUAUGAUGGUUUCAUUGCGUGGUUCUCCUGUUUAUCCUUCUGUUCCUUCUCCAACAACUCCUGGUCAGCAGUCAUAUGCUGGAGGGAUCACAAACUGGCCCUUGUCAAGAGCAUCUUUUAUACCCAGCCCACGCUGGCAAGCUCCCUCAAGUUAUGCACCUUUGAUGCUACCUCAGGGAGUGGUAUCAGUCCCAGGCUGGAAUGCAUAUAGUGGUCAGUUGGGUUCACCUUCAGAGAGCCAGCAGCAAACAGGAGGAAACAAUCAGAUUUAUGGAACUUCACGGCAGAGUGAACAACCAAAUACAGGAUCUCAAGGGACAUUUUCUCCGUACCGGUCUGGCUCUGUUCCCAUAGGAUUUUAUGCAUUGCAGAGAGAGAAUGUAUUUCCUGAGAGACCUGGACAGCCUGAAUGCCAGUUUUACAUGAAAACUGGAGAUUGUAAGUUUGGUGCGGUUUGUAGGUUCCAUCAUCCCAGAGAAAGACUGAUCCCUACUCCGGAUUGUGUUUUGAGUCCCAUAGGCCUCCCUUUACGUCCGGGAGAACCUUUGUGCAUUUUUUAUUCUCGUUAUGGGAUCUGCAAAUUUGGUCCAAGUUGCAAGUUUGACCACCCUAUGGGAAUCUUCGCAUACAAUCUGUCUGCAUCAUCUUCAGCUGAUGCUCCAGUUGUUCGACGAUUGUUGGGGUCAUCAUCAGGAAGUGCCGCAUUAACUUUGUCAUCAGAUGGGCUUGUUGAAGCAGGCUCCACAAAGCCCAGGCGACUUUCACUGCCAGAGACAAGACAGAUGCCUCCUGGUGAUGAUAAUAUUGAUACAGAGGGAUGAUCACUCCUCAAGAAUUGAGCUGGUUACUUCCUUACAACAAUCUUUUGGAGUAUAAAACAAGAGUUAUCUGUAAAUUCAUUUCCCAUUGUUGGAGAUGUACAGAGUUCAUGUUAAGUCAAGUCUGUUCUUCUGAAAAGUGCGUCUCAGUUGACAGACUUGACUCCUCUGCACCUCAUUUUGCUGCUUUGUAUAAAUCUGCAUACAUUGUCACAUUUGGUGAAACCCAAUGUGAACAUUUCAUCUGUUCCAAAGUCCAUCUUUCUGGUUCCUGCAACUUUUUUUUCCCAGUAUUUUAUAUAUGUUACAUCAAACAUUCCCUUAGUAGCUAUUGGCAGCCUCUGGCUUUCCAGUGAAUCUUUGGUCACAAGCACCCUGGUUUGAAAUCCUCACUAGUCACCCUGGUUUGAAAUCCUCGCCCUGCAUCCUAGAUUUUUUUUCCUUCCCUUUCACCUCUUUUCGUUUUCCCCAUUAUGGUUGAAUUUGCUUUACCUGGCUUUGUGUUAGUACUACUGUUACCUUUUUUGUGACUCCUGUUGAGUCCUUUAAUCCCAACUGUAAUUCCUGUUCUACAAAGUUAAUUUUCCUGGAGAAUAACCUGACUUGUAUCUCAGACCUUCAAACCCAACUGUAAUCCCUGCUAUAUGAUAUUUUUUUUUGUUGCAUAGUUAUUUUGGUAGAUAGGUUUCACCUUUGCAGAAUUCUCAGUGGGCCGACUGUUGGUUUGAAAGAUGGCUUCUGAAAGCAGCAGAAUGAAACAAAAGGAUCUUGCUCAUGUCCUCACCGGGUGAAAUUCUUCCAACCUCAACCCCAACCUCCAAGACGACCUUUGUAUCUCUUGAGGGCUCUCUCUCUGGUUCAAAUUGCUAGUUCUUUUUCUGCAAGGAGAAUCUUGAUCAGCUCGUGGUUUGGUUCAGUUUCAUUUUGCAAUGUCGAGUUCUCAACAAUUGACUUUGUGGGAGGAUAAUUCAAACAGCAGACAGUCAGUCACAGAAUCUAUGGACCAGUCAUGGAGCUACACUAGUCUUCUGAAAAAUUACAUCCUUGAAGGAAUCCUAGCAGGUACAAAGGGAACUUGAAAAAUACAAUAUUUAUCAGGUUUUUAGUGGUUGAGUAUUAUACCUAUUUGAAACUUGCUGAAAUUGUGCUUAUUCUUGCAAGCAGGUUUUGCAAUCUCUUGCUGACUGCCAAAUUUUUUGUAAUUGGUUUUAAAUAUGCUUGUAUGCAUCUUUGUUACUCUUUUUUGAGAUGCUUGAUUGCGAAUUAUGCAGUAUUCCCAGUUGAACUGUGAGCUAAUAAAAAAGGCAGAUUCAGAUAGUAGAAUUUGAACUUGAA
Messenger RNA from Vitis vinifera (wine grape), 3049 nucleotides. RefSeq names its product zinc finger CCCH domain-containing protein ZFN-like. The transcript has 7 exons. Gene Ontology annotation, molecular function: mRNA binding; metal ion binding. Lineage: Eukaryota; Viridiplantae; Streptophyta; Magnoliopsida; Vitales; Vitaceae. The record is from RefSeq and is a predicted model, not a curated record. Bases 392 to 1717 code for a protein of 441 amino acids.